Mesocricetus auratus (golden hamster) is the source of this 660-nucleotide messenger RNA. Its product is annotated as claudin-34-like. Gene Ontology annotation, biological process: cell adhesion; bicellular tight junction assembly. The coding region runs from base 1 to 660 and encodes 219 amino acids. Gene Ontology annotation, molecular function: structural molecule activity. Gene Ontology annotation, cellular component: plasma membrane; bicellular tight junction. Lineage: Eukaryota; Metazoa; Chordata; Mammalia; Rodentia; Cricetidae. The record is from RefSeq and is a predicted model, not a curated record. The transcript has a single exon.
AUGGUCAGCAGGCGUGCCAGCCAGCAGCUAGGAGGCUUUGCUGAGGCCACAAUAGCAUGGAUCCUUUGCAAUGUCUCUAUGAACCUCCCUCAAUGGCGAGUGUGGUAUUUCCAAGAGCCCAUGGAUUCCAAGCUCAGCCUAACUUUAGUGGGGAUGUGGAGAACCUGUGUGUAUCACGAGGAAAGCAAUUCCAACAUUUUAAGAGUAUGUUACCAAUAUACCUACCAGGACAAUUUCAUUCCUUUGGAUAUUUGUGUUGCUCAACACCAACUGAUCUCGACUGUUUCUGUCAUUGUUGCUCUUUGGAAAUUGUGCUCAGGGAACCUCCGGAAGAAAGUAAUCUACAAUCCAUUCUUCUUCCACAGGAUUAUUAACACAAUUUCUAGCAUCUUAGUCUUCAUUUCCCUCCUGUAUAAUUAUUUAUCUAUAUUUCACAAGGAUAGGAUUGCCUUACCCCCAUCUUUCCAAACACCCUCCUUCCCAGAAACCCAGAAAGCUGGCACUGCUGUGGGAAUGACAACUCUUUCUUCUGUCUUAUUUUUAGUGGGUGGCACAAUUUCCCUUUGUUUCACACUUCCCCUGCAUUCCCGAUACAUUCUAGUAUUCAAAACAAUUUUUCCAACUAACAUAAACUUGAAAAUCCAAAAUUGGAAGGAAUAA